AUGUCCAAUGUUCGAAGGAUGGCCCAUGUAGCUGUUUCUUCAUCUGCUUCUGAUCUUCUGCUCCCAGGCUGCGAGCUGACCAGCAGCACCAAAUCCUACACGUUUAAGGUGGAUGAGGAAGAUGACUCCGACCACAUCUUGGCUCUGUCUGUGGUUUGCCUCACGGAUGGUGCCAAGGAUGAGUGCAACGUGGUGGAGGUUGUUGGGCGAAACCACGAGAACCAGGAGAUCGCGGUGCCGGUGGCAAAUCUGAGGUUGUCGUGCCAGCCCUUGCUGAGUCUGGACAACUUCCAGCUGCAGCCUCCGGUGACUUUCCGUCUGGCAGCGGGCUCCGGCCCAGUGCACCUUGCCGGCUGGCACCAGAUCGUGCACAGGGAAGAUGACUCCUUUGAGGAGGAAGAUGACAUGUCUGAGGAUGAGAUUGCUCCCGUCAUGCCAGCCAAGAAGCAGCGAGGGAAGCAGUAACGGGUCUUCUGGCAAGGUACUUGCUGGAACUCCUGGGACGACUUUUGCCUCAGAUACCUCUUGCCUGGACCUCAACUUUUGCUGCUUCCU
Tinamus guttatus (white-throated tinamou) is the source of this 555-nucleotide messenger RNA. NCBI's taxonomy places the organism in Eukaryota, Metazoa, Chordata, Aves, Tinamiformes, Tinamidae. The record is from RefSeq and is a predicted model, not a curated record.